Ogataea angusta is the source of this 867-nucleotide messenger RNA. RefSeq lists its product as uncharacterized. Gene Ontology annotation, cellular component: UTP-C complex; CURI complex. The transcript has a single exon. The record is from RefSeq and is a predicted model, not a curated record. Gene Ontology annotation, biological process: rRNA processing; ribosomal small subunit assembly. The coding region runs from base 1 to 867 and encodes 288 amino acids. NCBI's taxonomy places the organism in Eukaryota, Fungi, Ascomycota, Pichiomycetes, Pichiales, Pichiaceae.
AUGGCUCCACCGCUCCAGAUCAAGGGAUACACCGUUUUCCCCGUCGUUUUCGACGCCACCACACACACCAAGAAGACUCUGCACUACAUGUUUGUGAAAAAACAUGUCACCAAGUCGUCGCCAGAGUCGCAGUCCCGGUCUCUGUUCAUAGUCAAUAUACCCGUCGGCACCACUGUGAAGGCUGUGCGAAGCGUCUUCAGCACGAUCGCCAUGGGCGCCAUUGUGGAGUCGCUGGCUGUGAACGAGCACUACAGUGAGCGCAACAUGAUAAAUUACGACUACGAGAUCAAUCUCACCAGGCUCACCAACGAGGAGAUGACGCACGAGGAAGAGCACCCUCCGAUCCCUGUCGGGUGCGCUGUCGUGACGUUUGUGGAUAAAAAUGCACUGAAUUUGGCCCUUGGAGCGAUCAAGAAACUCGUGAAUGCCUCGAAUCCAAAGUAUCCUGUGUGGAAGUCAGAUCUUGUCACUGGCCAUAAACGGUACACCGCGUCUAGAAAACUGGACUCGGAGCAGCUGGCGGCCCAGGUGGCACAGGCGAUGUCUGAUUUCCAGCAGCGCGAGCAGCAGCUCAAGGAAGAGCUCACUAAUAUGCAAUCGACGGUGGACGAGGACGGGUUCACGCUGGUGGUUGGAUCGCACAGAAAAACGAAAAACGGCAUUUUGGGGUCGCUGAAACGCGCUGCAGACCUUGAGCAGGACGAGAAGGUGGUGAAAAAGAUGAAGAAGAAGGAGAAACAGGACUUCUACAGGUUCCAGAUCAGAGAGCGCAAAAAGCAGGAGAUGAACGAUCUGCUCAACAAGUUUAAAGAGGACCAGGAACGCGUGCGCCAGAUGAAGCAAAAACGGCAGUUCAAGCCUUUCUAG